Messenger RNA from Trichomycterus rosablanca, 2236 nucleotides. It is a transcript of the gene chrnd, whose product is annotated as cholinergic receptor, nicotinic, delta (muscle). Lineage: Eukaryota; Metazoa; Chordata; Actinopteri; Siluriformes; Trichomycteridae. Gene Ontology annotation, cellular component: plasma membrane; postsynaptic membrane; synapse. The coding region runs from base 1 to 1863 and encodes 620 amino acids. The record is from RefSeq and is a predicted model, not a curated record. Gene Ontology annotation, biological process: nervous system process; regulation of membrane potential; signal transduction. The transcript has 13 exons. Gene Ontology annotation, molecular function: transmembrane signaling receptor activity; acetylcholine-gated monoatomic cation-selective channel activity.
AUGUCGAAGAGAGACGGUGCUCCUGAUGUGCGACGACGGGCGCGAAACGAUGAGAUACAGGUUGCUAGAGACCCCACCGCCGACACCUCGCUACAGCUGAGCGGGGGUGAGUUAGAGAUCCUGUGUCUAUUUAUUCUCGCCGGAUUUACUCGGCCACCUGUCCGAGUCACUCCAACAGAGAUCCACACGAUCCCAGUACCAACAGAGCAAAGCAACAAAACCACACAGAAAUGCAAUCAUGAGGUCGGUUCUAGCCCUGCUGCUCGCUUCAUGUUCGCUUUUCCUCUUUUUGUCAGGCUACAGCUGCUGAACAUUAUACAUUAUGAUUCAUGUUCAUAUCUACGUACAGUAUGCAGUGGCCGAAACGAAGAAGAGCGUCUGAUCCACCACCUGUUUAAAGCGCGCGGAUACAACAAAGAGCUGCGACCGGUGGAAAAGAAAGAUGACACCGUUUUGAUUUACCUGGCUCUUACUCUAUCGAACCUCAUCUCUCUGAAUGAAGUGGAUGAAACCUUGCUGACCAAUGUGUGGAUGGAACAUGGCUGGACUGACCACAGACUUUCCUGGAAUACGUCGGAGUUUGACGACAUCGAGGUUUUACGUCUCCCGUCGAGUAUGGUGUGGCUUCCAGAGAUCGUACUGGAGAACAACAAUGAUGCCCAGUUCCAAGUUGCCUACUACUGUAACGUGUUGGUGUACCCCAAUGGUUUCGUGUACUGGCUUCCUCCUGCCAUCUUCCGCAGCUCUUGCUCCAUCAACGUCAACUACUUUCCUUUCGACUGGCAGAACUGCACGCUAAAAUUCAGCUCUUUAACGUACAACGCCAAGGAGAUCAGUCUGAAUUUGAAAGAAGAGGAAGAUCUAGAGAACAAGAGGAACUAUAAAGUGGAAUGGAUCGUCAUUGAUCCUGAAGGAUUCACAGAAAAUGGAGAAUGGGAGAUCGUUCACAGGCCCGCCAGGAGAAACAUCUACAGGAGCAUCCCGAUGGAUAGCAACAAGCACCAGGACAUCACUUUCUACCUCAUCAUCAAACGCAAGCCUCUGUUCUACAUCGUGAUCAUCAUCAUCCCCUGUGUGCUGAUCUCCUUCAUGGCCUCGCUGGUUUACUACCUGCCUGCUGACAGUGGUGAAAAAAUGACCCUGUCCAUCUCUGUGCUUCUGGCCCAGUCUGUCUUCCUGCUGCUGAUAUCACAGCGUUUACCCGAGACCUCCAUGGCAGUGCCCCUCUUCGUCAAGUAUCUCAUGUUCAUCAUGGUCCUGGUCACUGUGGUGGUUUUGAAUUGCGUCAUUGUGCUGAAUCUCCAUUUCCGGACUCCCAGCACCCACAUCAUGACCGAUUGGACCAAAGAGUUCUUCCUGGAACGCCUGCCUCGUAUUUUACACAUGUCCCGCGGAGCAGAGAGUGAACCCACGUGGGACAGGGCGCUGCCACGGCGCUCCAGCUCUGUGGGUUACAUUGCCAAGGCUGAGGAGUACUACAGUAUGAAGUCCAGGAGCGAACUGAUGUUCGAGAAGCAGUCUGAGAGACACGGCCUGGCAGCAAGACCCACCCCAACUGCAGUGUACAAGCCCGGGACGGACUCUGACGUGAACGAUCAGCUCUACAACGAGUUGAAGCCGGCUGUAGAGGGAGCCAACUACAUCAGCAAGCACAUGCACGAGAAAAACGACUACAACGAGGAAAAGGACAACUGGAGCGGGAUCGCUCGGACGGUGGACCGCCUGUGCUUCUACAUAGUGACCCCCGUGAUGACCUUAGGAACCAUCUGCAUCUUCCUGAUGGGUAUCUACAACCACCCGCCCCCUCUGCCUUUCGAGGGAGACUCGUUCACUUACAGAGAGGCCGACCGGCGCUUCCUUUGAUUCCCUGGAUAGUCCCUAGAGGAUUGUGAAAGUGUGUGGACACUAUAUAGGUGUAUAAAUGAGGGAACACUCUUUCUUGUUUCAGCAUGGUCACAAAUGCUCUUUUUACUAAACGGGGACAAAUUCCCAUAGACACUCUUUCCAGAGUCUUGUGGAAAGCCUUUGCAGUCGAGUGGAGGCUGUUAUAGUCGCACAGGGGCCAAUUGUUAUCGUUAAUGCACAUGGUUUUGGAAUCAGGAUCUCAAACAAGGUAAUACUCAGGUGUCCACAUACUUUUGGUCAGAUAGUUAAAAGCAGGAUUCCUUUAUUUACAUAUGUGCAUGGUUUCUAUGGCUUUCUUUUUUCUUUUGCAUGAUGACAUUUUUAACGUGUG